CCAGAACAUCGAGGAGUGAACUCUCCUACAAAUAUGGAGGUUUCAGCGAAAAACAUCAGCUGUGGUCUAUCUGAGUCUGGCCUAAAUGCCAGUGUUGAGCCUUCCUCCUCUGUUCAGCUUCGUUCUGGGAGUCGAACACUGAGGAUUGACCAGCUUACUCCUCUCUGUCGGCAACUGAUUGCCAGGCGCUCAAUCCUGCCUGCUCUGAAGCCAAAAACUGUUCCUGUGAAGUGUGUCAAAAAGCAGAUCUUCACAGAUGGACAUCUGAAAGCUAGAGCAGUGAGCGCUCCUAGACCUCAGAUGAAGGUUUCAGUGAAAGACAUCUUCUACCCGUCUGACCUGACUAGUGUUGACCAUUCUCCUAAUUCUGGGAGUCCAGCUGUCAGGAUGGAUACACAUACGCCUUACCGCCAGCAGUCUGUUGCUGUGCUCUCAAACCCGCCUGUUCUGGAGUCCAAGUAUCAUGUGAAGCCUGUCAACCAGCAGAGCUUCACAGAUGGACCUCAAAAACAUCAGGUGAAGGUUUCAGUGAGAAACAUCAGCUACCCUGCAUGUGUGUCUGAUCUGAAUGACAGCGUUGAGAUGAAGAUGAAGGAGGAUGUGCCUGUUGUGAAGGCAAAAGGUGUUCCUGUGAAACCUGUCAGUAGACAGAAGUUCACUGAUGGACCUCCUAAGUGUAGAGCGAGCACUUCUAACACUCAGAGGAAGGUCUCAGUGAAAGACUUCCCCUUCCCUUCAUGUGUGUCUGGCCUGAAUGUCCGUGUUGACCGGCCCUCAUCUCGUCUGCCUCCAUCUGGAAGUAGAGCAGUAAGGAUGGAUGAACGCUUGCCUCUCCACCGGCAGUCAGCUGCUGUGUGCUCAAACCUGCCUCUUCUGGAGCCACACCGAGUUCAUGUGAAGCCUGUCAACAAGCAGAGCUUCACAAACGGACCUCCAGAACGCAGCAUGAGCUCUCCUAAACACAAGACUGAAGUGUCACUGAAAAACAUCAGCUUCCCUCUGUGUGAGUCUGACCUGAACGCCGGUGUUGACCACUCUUCAUCUCCUCUGGCACAUUCUGGGAGUCCAGCAGUGAGGAUGGUCAAACCUACACCUCUCCGCCAGCAUCAUGUUGCUGCUCCCACACGCUUGUCUGUAUUGAAGCCAAGCUGUGUUUCUGUAAAGCCUUUCGAUGAACUCCCUUCAUGUUCGUCUGAUCUGAAAGUGAAGCCUCAACUUUCCUUACCCAGACUGCCAGGCUUUACAAGUCGACUAGUGAACAAGCGUGAGUCUUGUCCAUUUGAGGAUGAGGAUGUCAGGAUGAAGAGGGCUCAGCCAGCAAAAAGUAACCCACUUCUGCUGUCAAGAUUUCCCUCUGCAGUCUGUUUUUGAGUGUACAGAACUGCUACAAAUCUUCCUUUGUGCA
Molecule: messenger RNA, 1405 nt
Organism: Danio rerio (zebrafish)
Lineage: Eukaryota; Metazoa; Chordata; Actinopteri; Cypriniformes; Danionidae
Source: RefSeq, marked predicted